Molecule: messenger RNA, 2357 nt
Organism: Salvia miltiorrhiza (redroot sage)
Lineage: Eukaryota; Viridiplantae; Streptophyta; Magnoliopsida; Lamiales; Lamiaceae
Product: replication protein A 70 kDa DNA-binding subunit B
Exons: 11
Coding region: 181-1794 (537 amino acids)
Biological process (GO): DNA replication; telomere maintenance via telomerase; meiotic cell cycle
Cellular component (GO): nucleus; DNA replication factor A complex
Molecular function (GO): damaged DNA binding; single-stranded telomeric DNA binding
Source: RefSeq, a predicted model, not a curated record
UUCCCGCUUUACUUCCCAAAAAUUUGCGCGCCCGUUUUCAAGAUGUACAAAUUCCUCAUUAUCAAUCGCUUCUCCCACUUCAAUCUUCACGUCCCUCUCUAGCUCUCCAACCAAAGCAACAUCUGAGAUCUGCUUCACCACCUACCUCAUUUGACUGUGAAGUAUAGUGAGAGAGCAGAAAUGGCUAAAACUGUAAGCCCAGAUGCUAUAUCGUUUAUUCUAGCAAACCCAUGCCCCGAUUCUUCCACCGAUUUGCCGGAACUCAUUGUACAAGUCCUCGAUCUCAAGCCCACCGGCAACAAAUACAUGUUCAUGGCCAGUGAUGGCAAAAUGAAGGUGAGGGCUCUGUUGCAGUCAACUCUAGCGUCUGAGGUGACAUCUGGAAACAUCCAGAAUUUGGGGCUUCUUCGUAUUCUUGACUACACUCUCAAUGACAUCGCAACCAAGAAUGAAAAGUUCUUGAUUGUGUCAAAGUGUAAUGCUGUGUCGCCUGCACUUGAGUCUGAGUAUAAGACUGAGGUGAAGGUUGAGGGUAGUGGGCUUUCUUUGAAACCGCACCAGGCAAUGGAUGUUGAUGUGAAAACUGAAUCUGCUGGUAUUGUAUUGAAGCCAAAACAUGAAGUUAUGACUAAAUCUGCUGCUCAAAUUGUCCAUGAUCAGCAUGGAAAUAUGGCACCAGCUGCACGAAUGGCAAUGACACGGAGGGUCCAUCCACUUGUCUCUUUGAAUCCUUAUCAAGGAAACUGGACCAUCAAAGUCCGGGUUACAAGCAAAGGAAACAUGCGGACUUACAAGAAUGCUAGAGGAGAAGGCUGUGUGUUCAAUGUAGAGUUGACGGAUGAAGAUGGCACUCAAAUACAAGCAACAAUGUUUAAUGAUGCUGCAAGGAAAUUCUUUGAUAAGUUUCAGAUGGGGAAGGUUUACUACAUAUCAAAGGGAACCUUGAAAGUAGCAAACAAGCAAUUCAAAACUGUACAAAAUGAUUAUGAGAUAACCUUGAAUGAAAAUUCGGAAGUGGAGGAAGCCAGCAAUGAGGCGACCUUUAUUCCUGAAACAAAAUUCAGUUUUACUCCGAUUGAUGAGUUAGGCCCAUAUGUCAAUGGAAGGGAGCUUGUUGAUGUUAUUGGUGUGGUUCAGAGUGUGUCUCCAACAAUGAGUAUUAGAAGGAAAAGCAACAAUGAGACAAUCCCAAAGCGUGAUAUAGUCAUUGCUGAUGAGACGAAGAAAACUGUGGUGGUGUCCCUAUGGAAUGAUCUUGCCACGAGUGUUGGGCAAGAACUGCUAGAUAUGGCUGAUAAAUCUCCUGUAGUUGCUAUAAAAUCUCUUAAAGUUGGUGAAUUUCAAGGUGUAUCGCUAUCAGCACUGAGUAAAAGUGUUAUAGUAGUUGAGCCUGACACACCAGAAGCCAAAAAGCUGAGAUCUUGGUUUGAUUCUGAAGGCAAAGACACUUCUUUGGCUGCUAUUGGUUCUGGCUUAAGCCCGUCCAACAGAAAUGGAGCUCGUUCCAUGUACGCCGAUAGAGUUUCCUUAUCUCAUAUCACCAGUAACCCUUCCUUGGGAGAGGACAAGCCUGUAUAUUUCUCCAUUAAAGCAUUCAUCAGCUCCAUCAAACCUGAUCAAACAAUGUGGUACCGUGCUUGCAAGACAUGCAACAAGAAGGUUACUGAGGCCGUGGGAUCUGGCUACUGGUGCGAAGGGUGCCAGAAGAACGAAGAUGAUAGCAGUUUGAGAUACAUACUGGUGGUAAAGGUCUCUGAUGCAAGUGGUGAGGCAGUUUCUCUCGGUUUUCAAUGAGCAAGCGGAGAAAAUAUUUGGAUGCACGGCUGAUGAACUGAACUGACAUAAAAUUCAUGUAAGCAUCACAUCCAUUUAGAAAAACCUAUGCUUGAUUGCACUGAAAAUGUAUGAUGAUUUUGUUUGUUGAUGCAUAUGGAUUUCAGGAUGGAGAGGCUAGUUUUCAGAAGAAACUGAAGGAGACAACAUGGGUUCCUCACCUUUUCCGCGUCAGUGUCGCUACAAAUGAGUACAACAAUGAGAAGAGGCAGAGGAUAACCAUCAGGGCUGUUGCUCCAAUUGAUUAUGCAACUGAAUCCAAGUAUUUGCUUGAAGAAAUGUCAAAGAUCAAAGUAUCUAGCUAGUUGCGUAAUGAGGAACAAUCUGUUUAAUUGAUGGGCUGCCUGCCUCUAAGCUUGUUUUUGUUUAUCAAGGCUUGAAUGAGUAGGGAUAUUGUUAGCACUUCUUGUAAUAUAAUGCUAAUAUUGUUUUGAUCUGCAAGUUCAGAUUGAGAAGGAUCUUCACAUUUUGUAGAAAUUUAAUUUAACUAAGCAACUUGCUCAUUUUAUAUAGAUGUUACACAC